AUGGCUUCCGCCGCGGAGCGCCAGCGCCGCACCAUUCAGACGGCCGCGUGCCUCAUCAUUGGCGAUGAGGUGCUCGGAGGAAAGACCGUAGAUACAAACUCGACGUACAUGGCUAAAUGGUGCUUUCAGCUCGGACUUCGAUUGAAAAAGAUUGAAGUCGUCGAAGAUGACGAGGCUGACAUCAUUGAUGCUGUCCGCCGUCUCAGCACCACUUAUGACUUUGUCGUCACCAGGCAAGCCCAUUACAUUCGCGAAAUGUCCAAUAUCAGCUCUAACCAGCCCAGCCACGAUGACAUCACCUACCAGGCCAUCGCCAAAGCCUUUGAUCUACCGCUCAAGAUCCACGACGAGGCGUUCAAAAGGAUGAAGCUUCUCUCCAAGCCACAUCCUUCGCAGCCCAAAUUCGAUUGGGACGAGGAUUCGCCGGAUCUGCGCGCCAAGAUGCGCAUGGUGUACUUGCCUACGGACGAGUCUCGACCCUUGACGGACCAAUUUCUCUUUACUAGCGAAGAGCUAUGGGUGCCAAUCUCGGUGGUUAACGGCAACGUUCAUAUUCUGCCAGGAAUUCCCCGUCUCUUUACGACAUUGCUAGAGGGAAUCAAGCCUCACAUACUGUCUCGGCUGGUUGAUCCCGAAGGCAAGGGAAGCCACAGAGUCAUUAUUCAGACGCCGUUUUCUGAAAGCAAAGUUGCGGGCUACCUGACUGAUCUUGCAGGCCGCGUCGAGCCCAAGGGCGUCAAGGUAGGUAGCUAUCCUCAUUGGGGCAGAAAAUUCAAUACAGUGACCCUGGUAGGAAAAGAUUAUGCAUUUUUGGAGAGUCUGGUGGAUGAGGUGGUCAAGAAUGUCGAAGGGAAGCGUGUAUACAAGCAAGAGGAUAUCGAAGGCGGACCAGCGAAUGAAAGCAAGGUAUAG
Beauveria bassiana ARSEF 2860 is the source of this 912-nucleotide messenger RNA. Its product is annotated as molybdopterin binding domain protein. Lineage: Eukaryota; Fungi; Ascomycota; Sordariomycetes; Hypocreales; Cordycipitaceae. The coding region runs from base 1 to 912 and encodes 303 amino acids. The record is from RefSeq and is a predicted model, not a curated record. The transcript is spliced from 7 exons.